AUGACGGCUACUCAGCUGAAUGACGACGAGGACAAAGAUGACGGCCACGAGAUUACUGAGCAAGUCAUGGAUCUUCUUCAAUCGCAGUCCAUCGAACCCUCUGUUCUACAAUCCGUUCGCAGUAUCCUCGCUACGUCUGCCCGCCGCACCAAGGGCAUCGCCAUGGGCAGAGACUCUGCUCGUGUAGCCCUCAACGAAAAGAAGAUUAAGAUUGCGAGGUUGCAGGAGCGCAUUGCAGCGCUUGAGAAUAAGGAGCAGGCUUUGAAUGGCCAGAUAACACAGAUCAAGGCUAACUUGAUGAAGAUGUAUGAGGACAACUGA
Messenger RNA from Trichoderma virens Gv29-8, 321 nucleotides. RefSeq lists its product as uncharacterized. Lineage: Eukaryota; Fungi; Ascomycota; Sordariomycetes; Hypocreales; Hypocreaceae. The record is from RefSeq and is a predicted model, not a curated record. The coding region runs from base 1 to 321 and encodes 106 amino acids. The transcript has a single exon.